Molecule: messenger RNA, 573 nt
Organism: Lathyrus sativus (Indian pea)
Lineage: Eukaryota; Viridiplantae; Streptophyta; Magnoliopsida; Fabales; Fabaceae
Source: the annotation of a GenBank genome assembly
AUGGAAGGAUUAGAUGGAGUGGUGGCUAUCUUUCCCGAUAAAAAGAGACCUCUUCUUACAACAAAAUCGUGGGAUUUUAUUGGUUUUCCAAUGAAUGUUAAAAGAAACUCCUAUGAAUCUGAUGUCAUCAUUGGAGUAAUAGAUUCUGGAGUUUGUCCCCAAUCUGAGAGUUUUAAUGACAAAGGUUUUGGGCCACCACCAAAGAAAUGGAAGGGCGUUUGUGAAUCCUAUAAUUUCACUUGCAACAACAAAUUAGUUGGUGCUAUUGGUGUCUUGACGCAAGGUCAAGGUUUUAGAGAUGUUGCAGACUAUUUCCCUUUAGCUGGAAGUUACCUUCAACCAAAGGAUGCUUCUAGCAUACACAAAUACAUUCAUUCUGUAAGAACUCCCAUGGCAACAACAUUUAAGUCUCAUGAAUUAGAAAAUGCUUUGGCACCUGUAGUUGCAACCUUUUCAUCAAGAGGUCCAAAUCUAGUUACACCUGAUAUUCUUAAGCUGGACUUAAUUGCUCCAGGAGUUGAUAUCAUCGCUAGUUGGUCUCCGAUUAUUGUCAUAUUUUUGUUCCUUGUGUAA